Molecule: messenger RNA, 3085 nt
Organism: Chinchilla lanigera (long-tailed chinchilla)
Lineage: Eukaryota; Metazoa; Chordata; Mammalia; Rodentia; Chinchillidae
Gene: Adgrd2
Product: adhesion G protein-coupled receptor D2
Biological process (GO): adenylate cyclase-activating G protein-coupled receptor signaling pathway; cell surface receptor signaling pathway
Cellular component (GO): membrane
Molecular function (GO): G protein-coupled receptor activity
Source: RefSeq, a predicted model, not a curated record
CGGAGAGCAGCCAGGACACUUAGCAGCGCAGACUGUGGACCGACGGUGCUGCCAGCGACGCGGUCCACAAAGGCCAGGCCUGCGACCCCUGCGACUCUGCUGCCUCUGCUGGAUCCAGAUACCCAGAAUGGCUUCCUGGUGCUACUGCCUCCUCCACCUCCUGACCUGGAGUCUCUCUGGCACCUCCUCUGACUCCCCAAAUGAAUCAAGGAACCCUUGGGCCACAGACCCCGCGGUCCCUGGCGAGGUGGUGGAGACCACCGACAGUGUUUGCAAGUUCCCCGGGCAGCAGCUUAGCUGGUGGCAAGCCCAAGAGUCCUGCGAACAGCGGUUUGGCCACUUGGCCCUGGGACCCCUAGAUGAAGUUUCCGCUCCGCUGCUGCGCGACUCCAUCUGGGUGGGCCAGAGAGAGGCCUCUUUAAGGAGACCCCCGCAGAGGCGCGCACGCACCUCCGCCGCGCUGGUGUUCGGCCGGCGGAGCGCGGACCGGGCGGCAAGGCUGCGGACCCUCCGGUGCCUGCCGGUGGCAUCUUGGUCCUGGGCCAGGAUCAGGACUCCCCGGGCGGCGGCUUCUCAGCUCGAGACGCCUUCAGCGGCAACCUCACCGACUUCCACCUGUGGGCCCGAGCGCUGAGCGCCGCGCAGCUGCUCCGGGCACGCGCCUGCGCGCCACCCCCGGGCGACCUGCUCUUCCGCUGGGACCCGCGGGCCCUGGACAUCGCGCCCUCGCUGCUGCCCGUAGUGCGCCAGCGCCUUGUUUGUCCGGUGCCCUCAGAAGAGUGCCCAACUUGGAACCCAGGUCCCGGCACCGAGGGCUCGGAGCUCUGCCUGCAGCCGCGGCGCUUCCUUUGCUGCUACGGGAAAGAGACCUAUCAGCAGCUGCAGGACGUCCAGCUGUGGCCCGGCCAGGACGUGAUCAGCCAAGUCAAUGCACUGGCCAAUGACACUGUGCUCCUGCCAGACCCCUUCUCUGAAGCCCCUGGGCCGCUGUCCCUGGACAAAGCCUGCAGCUUCUUGGGUGUCCUGGAGAGAGUCCUGGCUCCGAAGCCGGUGCUGGGGCCAGCAGCAUUGCUGGCUGUCCUGGGCUUCCUGAAGAGGGUGUCGGCCCUCGAGGCCAGGGAACCAGAGCCCUUGGCCAGGCCCUGGGAGCCGCUGGGCCGAGGCAUCGUGUCUGUGACCAGCCUGGUCCUGGAGGAGCAGCUGGCUGACACGUGGCUGUCCAUCAGCAAGGUGGUUGGCGGACCUACGGCCCUGCUGGACACCAUGCAGCGUCUGGCACCCCUGCUGAGCACCAUGCUGAGCCCUGAGCAGCCCUGGAUACACAUCCAGUACCGCCACGUGGGCCUGCAGGUGCGGAGCCUGCACCUGAGGGAGGCCAGCACCUCGGGUUACACAUUCACCAUGCCCGGUGGGCACCCGGAGGGGCCCGGCCACAUCCACAUCCCCGCCGGGGAAGUGCGGCGGCUCCUUGGGGAAGGCCUCUCCGGAGUCACCGCCAUCCACAGCUGGUUCUCAUCCGGCGUCUUCCAGCACACUGGGGGGGCGCCUGGCCUGGAACCCCAGUUCCCUGCCAGCCCGGAGGAGGCGAGCAGGGUGCAGAGGCUCCUGAGCACCCGGGUGGGCUCAGCCGUGCUUUCCUCCGAGGUGCGGGAUGCUGCCGGGCCAGUCAGCACCGCCGUGACCUUCCACCUGCAGCACCAGGCCCAGGCCUUCCCCAAGAAGCUGGUGGAGCCUGUCUGUGCUUUCUGGAACUUCAGUACCAGCCCAGAGACGGGGGGAUCCUGGGCCACCACCGGCUGCUCCGUGCUCACCCUGUACCAGGACUCGACUGCCUGCUUCUGCAACCACAGCACCAGCUUCGCCGUCCUGCUGCAGGUCUACGACGUCCAGAGAGGCCCCGAGGAGGAGUCGCUGCUGAGGACGCUGUCAUUCGUGGGCUGCGGCGUGUCCUUCUGCGCCCUCGCCACCACCUUCUUGCUCUUCCAGGUGGCCGGGGUCCCCAAGUCGGAGCGGACCACAGUCCACAAGAACCUCACCUUCUCCCUGGCCUCUGCCGAGGGCUUGCUCAUGGCCAGCGAGUGGGCAAAGGCCAACCAGGUAGCGUGUGUGGCCAUCACCGCUGCUAUGCACUUCCUCUUCUUGGUUGCAUUUUCCUGGAUGCUGGUGGAGGGGCUGCUGCUCUGGAGCAAGGUGGUGGCCGUGAGCAUGCGCCCGGGCCCUGGGAUGCGCCUGUACUACGCUGCAGGCUGGGGAGCGCCUGCGGUCAUCGUGACUGUCACCCUGGCCACAAGCCCUGGUGACUACGUGGCCGCAGGGCACUGCUGGCUCGAUGUGCACACAGAUGCCAUCUGGGCCUUCGCGGGGCCUGUGCUCUUCGUGUUGGCAGCCAAUACCUGCAUCCUGGUCCGAGUGGUGAUGGUCACCGUGUCCAGUGCCCGCCGCCGCACACGCGUGCGGAGCCCGCAGCCCAGCCUGCAGCAGCAGCUCGGUGUCCAGAUGUGGGCCACGGCGAAGCCAGUGCUGGUCCUGCUGCCCGUCCUGGGCCUUACCUGGCUGGUUGGCAUCCUGGUGCACCUUAGCCCAGCCUGGGCCUACGCUGCUGUCGGCCUCAAUUCCCUCCAGGGGCCGUACAUCUUCCUGGUCUACGCCGCCUGCAAUGGGGAGGUGCGAAGAGCACUGCAGAGGGUGGCGGAGAAGAAGGCGGCGCUCGCGGUGCCCCGCGGGGAACCCGAAGCCCACGCCCACGGCCGUGCCUUCCAGACGCGCAACCAGGACGGCCCCGCAGCCUGGGGUCCCCCACGAAGACACGUGGCUCUCAGAGGGACCCCCGGCCCCAGGAUCCCCGAAGCCUUCUCCUCCAUCGCAGACCCGGAGAGGCCGGCUGUGGAGCUGACGGCGUUCAAGGCCUCAGGUUUCUAGCUCAGCUGGCCUGGGGACCUCAUCCCCGAACCCCGGCCUGGACGCGAGGUGCAGCUGGCCAUGCCGAGCGAGGCCGGGACGCAGCCGGGACGCAGCCGGGACAGCUCACUCCCCGCCCCGCCCUCCCGUCCCAGGCGUGUCCGCGCCUGCCCCUGCCCCGCCCUGC